AUGGAAGGUGAAUUUGAAGCGGAAGAUAGAGAAGAGCAAGAGAGCUUCAAAAGCUGCUUGACAGUCGUGGAAGUUGUUGCGGAUAAAGAUGGAACUGAAACAUUAUAUUCUCCUGAACACGAAAAGUAUAGCAACCAGCUUGUUGAAGAACUUCCUGCUAAGGUCACAGAUGCAGAUACGACAAGUCAGGCGGAAGACGAAGGACUAUUACCAGCUAUUGCUAAACUUCAAAGAUCCCACAGAACGAGUGCUCCAAGGGAAAAAGAUCCAGAGGAUGAAGUAAGUAUUACCUCAAUAAGACAAAGACUUCCACAUAAAAAGGUGAGUGAACUUAUCCUCAAGAAGCUGGCGGCAUCUGUCUUCCAACAGCAGCAGACUGAGAGCUUUAAUGAUUCCACUACUUGCAAGGACAUGCCAAUGAAUGAUUCUCACGAAUGUAUAGGCAACAUGAAUUCCUGCUUAGAAGGGCAGUAUGUAAACGAUGAAUAUUUUGGGGAAGAAUCCUUCUUCUCCAGCAUUCCUGAAGAUUUUAUCUGCCCUUUCACUGGAGAGUUGUUUGAAGAGCCAGUAACCCUGGAGACUGGUCAAGCUUUUGAUCGAACAGCAAUCAAAGAAUGGUUUGAUCAAGGACAUAAAACAUGCCCAGUGAUAGGACAGACCUUAAAAUGUCAUGCUUUGCCAACCACUAGCUUUGUGUUAAAACGUGCUAUUGAUCACUGGAAAUCAGAACAUCGUAGGAAUCUCCAGGCUUCUGCGUGCCAAAUUGAGGGAAACCAGUCAGCACAUGAAAUUAGAUCCAAAGAUGAAAGAGCAAUUCUGGUAUUAGAACAACUUCUCUUUUGUUCAACAGCAGAGGACAGAUGUGCAAGUGUCAAACAACUGAUAUCUCUUGGAGGUCUGCAAUAUCUGACUCAAUGA
This is a messenger RNA of Papaver somniferum (opium poppy), 918 nucleotides long. Its product is annotated as putative E3 ubiquitin-protein ligase LIN. The coding region runs from base 1 to 918 and encodes 305 amino acids. Gene Ontology annotation, biological process: protein ubiquitination. Lineage: Eukaryota; Viridiplantae; Streptophyta; Magnoliopsida; Ranunculales; Papaveraceae. The transcript is spliced from 4 exons. Gene Ontology annotation, molecular function: ubiquitin-protein transferase activity. The record is from RefSeq and is a predicted model, not a curated record.